UUUGUAUUCCUUCAUAUCGGAGAGAAAUGGCGGCGUGGAGUAACAUUUUGCGCACUGCGAGUCAAAAAUUGCUGCAAAACAGCAGUUUUAGAACGGCAUUGGUGAAGAACGGACAAAUAAGAUGUAUGUCCGCAGAACGCACAUUGGCCAUUCAGCCGAGUCGUUUCCAAUGGCACAAAACAAAAGAUUAUCUUCACUUUUAUGUUUUACUCGGUGCUAUACCUGUUGGCAUUGCAAUCACUUUAGUUAACGUGUUUAUUGGUCCUGCUACACUGGAGGAAAUCCCUGAAGAUUAUGUUCCAAAAGAAUGGGAGUAUCUUCAGCAUCCCAUUAAAAGAUUCCUGCAACGCUACUUUUUUCCAUCGCAGCAACAAGAAUAUGAAAAAUAUCUGCAUUACAUAUACCAUGAGAACCAGGUUAGAAAAGUUAGGCAACUUGAACAACAAGUGAAUAACGCGAUGGGUGAAAAUCGUGAUUACAGAGCUCAAUACUUUAAAGAAUUCUAUGCCUCUAAAUAUCUGUACUCAUACAGAGCAUCUAUAGAUAAAACGGUUAAUGUGCGUGAGUAAAAUUUAUUUUGCUCGUAAUGACUAUUUCUGAUUGGAAAGUAUCGAGGGAGCUAAAAACAGGUAUAUAUACAUAUAUAUAUAAAUAUGUAGAAAUUGCAUAUUCUAGGAUUUACUCAAUUGAUGCUGCAGAGUGUAUGUUUGUAAUGUCAAACCUCUGCCAUAAAUAUAUCGCAUUGUACAAAUAUAGUUAACAAAAUAAAGUGUUAAUUAAAAACUUC
Molecule: messenger RNA, 787 nt
Organism: Nylanderia fulva
Lineage: Eukaryota; Metazoa; Arthropoda; Insecta; Hymenoptera; Formicidae
Gene: ND-SGDH
Product: NADH dehydrogenase (ubiquinone) SGDH subunit
Cellular component (GO): respiratory chain complex I
Source: RefSeq, a predicted model, not a curated record